AUGGAUUAUGAUCUAAAAUAUGAGAUAGUUCGAACAGCGCCUAAGAUAAAGCUAGGAUGUCCAUUUUUUAACUUGCAGAAUGCCGAACGAGAAGAUUAAGUGUAUGUUCAAAAUGUUGAGAGAUUGGGGGAUCCGAUAAAAUUACUGUUAUUUAUAGAUGAAUAAGACAAGUUUGAAAUGAUGGCCCAUCAGUUGAUAAUCACGAGAUGGGGAUAGUUUUUGGGAAAGCGAAUUAAUUAGUUUGGGUUCCAUCAUCUAUACAGAGUUUACAAGUAGAUAGGGAGGGGAAAUUUUGCAUCUGUGUACUAUGCAUAACGAGUGGAUGAUGGUCAAAAUAUGGCAAUUAAGGCAUUUUCAAAGAAGAUAGCCUUUGCGGAGGAGAAUGGAAAAGAAGCUCUGAUAAAUGAGAUCAACUUAAUGAGACAAAUGAAUCAUGUCAACAUCAUAAAACUGUAUGAGGUCAAUGAAACUACUAACUCUCUAUAUGUUUGUUUAGAACUAUUGGAAGGAGGAUCAUUACAUGAUUACGUGAGAAAGAAAAUACAAUUUAAAAAUAAGGAAAUUCAAACUAUUUUCAAAGGAUUGUUAGAGGGUCUUAGGCACAUCCAUGCAAAAGAUAUAAUGCACAGAGAUAUCAAACUAGAAAACAUUCUAUUUAAGUAACAAAAUGCACUUGAUACGGUUUGUCUUGCUGACUUUGGUCUGGCCACUUAUGUUCACGAAAAGGUCUACUUAUACACUCGUUGUGGGACUCCAGGGUAUGUGGCUCCUGAGGUAAUAAACAUUACAGAUUUAUCAACGAAAUACGAUAAAGUCUGUGAUAUCUACUCUUUAGGAUUGGUAUUCCAUCUCAUUCUGACUGGAAGGUUUGCAUUUCCUAGUCGUAGUUACACUACCCUUGUACAUUAAAAUUAGGAGGCCAAAAUAAAUUGGAAUUCUCCAAUUUUUGAAUCAAUUCCUAAAACUGCUUAUGAUUUAUUAAGACGAAUGUUGGAGGUGGAUCCAAAAAAACGUAUCACUGCUGAGGAGGCCUUACAACAUCAAUAUUUUGAAUCUUCGAAUGAAGAGCUAUUUGAAGAUGAAUUUUUUGACAUUAUUGAUAGUUGUUAAUAGGAUUAAUAAUUGCAAAAAAUCGAUGAUCUCAAAGUUGACCUUAAUAUGAUGCGCAUUAAUUAAUUAGCUAGUACUCCGAUUAAAUCGCCGAACUUCAGAGCCAAAUUGAUUCCUUCUAUGAAGGAAAAAACUUAUUCGCAGAAGUAAAUUGAAAUGAAGAGUUCCGUAAUUACUGGGAGAAUUCAUAACAAAGAUGGUAUAUUACUCUAGUAAAUAGCAAGAAGAACAAUAAUCAAAGAAAGAGGAGUCUCAAUAUGA
Paramecium tetraurelia is the source of this 1371-nucleotide messenger RNA. RefSeq lists its product as uncharacterized. Lineage: Eukaryota; Ciliophora; Oligohymenophorea; Peniculida; Parameciidae. Gene Ontology annotation, molecular function: protein serine/threonine kinase activity; ATP binding. The transcript has 3 exons. The record is from RefSeq and is a predicted model, not a curated record. Gene Ontology annotation, biological process: protein phosphorylation; mitotic DNA damage checkpoint signaling. Gene Ontology annotation, cellular component: cytoplasm; nucleus.